This is a messenger RNA of Olea europaea var. sylvestris, 3049 nucleotides long. Its product is annotated as potassium channel KAT3-like. Gene Ontology annotation, biological process: potassium ion transport; transmembrane transport. The transcript is spliced from 11 exons. Gene Ontology annotation, molecular function: voltage-gated potassium channel activity. NCBI's taxonomy places the organism in Eukaryota, Viridiplantae, Streptophyta, Magnoliopsida, Lamiales, Oleaceae. The record is from RefSeq and is a predicted model, not a curated record. The coding region runs from base 390 to 2399 and encodes 669 amino acids. Gene Ontology annotation, cellular component: membrane.
AACGAAAUCAAUAUCCAACAUUUACUGAUGAUGGAACAUCAACAAUUGGACCACUGGACCAUCCUACAUUUCAUUUGCCUCUCAUCCUUUCUUUCCUUCUCCCCAAUUUCGUCCCUGCAACUACAUUAGACACAAAUAUAACUCAUAUCUGCCACUUCAACUUCCAUCUCAAGCCAGUAGACCCCCGUUUAUAUAAACUGUUCAAUCAGGACAAAGAAAUAUUACCAGGGUGUCUUGAAAAGAAAACAGUGCAAAAAGAUUGUUUUACCCGUGUCAUUUACCACGGCUUUGCUAUAUAUGAACUCCCAACAAAGGCUUGCCAUUCACAAAGUUGAACAGACUAUAUUGUCGAGCUUUGAAGCAUUCAUUUCAUUCAUUCAAAACCAAAAAUGCCGUUUUCAUCUUCAAAAAAUUUCAUAAAACGGUUCUGUGUGGAGGACUUUCAUACAAGUAAUGAAACCCAAAGUGGUUUCUUCUCUAGCGAUCUCCUGCCAUCACUUGGAGCUCAAAUUAACCAGACAACAGAACUCAGAAAAUACAUAAUUUCCCCAUUCAACCCGCGUUAUAGGGCCUGGGAGAUGUUUCUUGUUCUCUUGGUCAUUUAUUCAGCCUGGAUUUCUCCAUUCGAGUUUGCAUUUUUGCGUUACAAGAAAGAUGCCCUGUUCAUCAUAGACAACAUUGUCAACAGCUUCUUCGCCAUCGAUAUUCUUCUCACCUUCUUUGUGGCAUAUCUUGAUAGCCAAUCAUAUCUUCUAGUUGAUAAUCGUCAAAAAAUAGCCAUAAGGUAUCUAUCCACCUGGUUCGUCUUUGAUGUCUGCUCAACAAUACCAUUUCAAUCCAUCAGCCUCCUUUUCACAGAUCACAGCGAUGGAUUAUGCUUUCAAUUUCUCAGUAUGCUUCGACUUUGGCGUCUCAGAAGAGUCAGCUCCCUGUUUGCACGACUUGAAAAGGACAUCCGAUUCAACUAUUUCUGGACUCGCUGCGCAAAGCUCAUCUCUGUGACUUUGUUCGCAGUACAUUUUGCUGGGUGCUUUAACUACAUGAUAGCAGAUAGAUAUCCAGAUCCGAAAAGAACUUGGAUUGGUGCUGUUUAUCCAAAUUUCAAAGAAAUGAGCCUUUGGGACAGAUAUAUAACUGCAAUUUACUGGUCUAUAGUGACAUUAACCACAACAGGUUAUGGGGAUUUGCACGCUGAGAACACUAGAGAGAUGCUGUUUGAUAUCUUCUACAUGCUAUUCAAUCUGGGAUUGACAUCUUACCUCAUUGGGAACAUGACAAACCUUGUAGUUCAUUGGACCAGCCACACCAGAAACUUUAGAGAUACUAUUAGAGCUGCUUCAGAUUUCACAAAACGGAACCAUUUGCCACCACAUAUACACGAGCAACUUCUGUCGUAUAUAUGUCUCAAAUUCAAAACAGAAGGAUUCAAACAGCAAGAGGCCCUUAAUGGACUGCCCAAGGCCAUUCGUUCCAACAUUGCUCACCAUCUAUUUUACCCCAUUGUUCAAAAUGUCGAUCUCUUCCAAGGUGUUACACAAGACUUCCUUUUCCAACUGGUCCCGGAAUUGGAAGCUGAGUAUUACCCUCCUAAAGAAGACGUGAUUUUGCAAAAUGAGGCCCCAACUGAUUCAUAUAUACUUGUCACAGGAGAAGUGGAACUAAUUGCAAGUAUUGAUGGGCAUGAUCAAGUCUUAAGAAAGGCUGAAGCAAGGGAAAUGUUUGGAGAUAUAGGGGUUUUGUAUGGAAAGCCUCAGCCAUUUGGUGUCCGAACAACCGAACUUUCUCAAAUACUACGACUGAACAGGACAGCAUUGCUGAACAUUCUUCAAGCAAAUCCAGCAGAUAAACACACUAUUAUGAACAAUCUUUUCCUGAAACUCGCCAGAUGGAGUAGCAUUGACAUCGAGGGCUACCACGAUCCAACUUUGAUCCACAAUAAUUGGCUUGAUAAAACUAUAAGCAUUUAUGACCCAAUGUGGGGUUACGAAAAUAAAAGAAAUUUAGAUGAGCACAAAAUCAACUUAUUAGGGCCAGAAAUGGGUGAAAAAACCAGGAUUAGGCAGCAUCCAGAAAAUGGGGCCAAUAUUUAUGCCAACAAUCAUCAACGGAAACAAACAUAUAUCAGCUCAAGCAGUUUUAGGUAUCCCAACAGUGAAGAUGCUUUACAAUCAGCGAAGAAGAGAGUCACCAUUUACAUGAAGUCUCAAAACGAUCAAAUUUCACUAAAGCAGUUUGGGAAGCUAAUAAUUCUACCUGAUUCACUAGAAAUGCUAUUUGAAAUAGCAGGUCAAAAGUUUGGAGAGUACAAUUUCACAAAAGUUGUAAAUGCAGAGAAUGCAGAAAUUGAUGACAUAAGUGUCAUCCAUGAUGGGGAUCAUUUGUUUCUAUUGACGAGCUAGUGACAGCAUAGAAUGCAAUGCGAACUAAAAAUUAUCUAUGGCAACAAUCUAGUCAUGCAGAGAGAUAGGCAUUUCGAGCAAAUAGUACAUUGAAAUAUUUUAACAAAGGUGAGUUUAUACAACAAAUCAAUGAAUGGGCUUUAAAAGAAUGGUGCAGUUGCUAGUUAGAAAUAAGGGUGAAGUUUUUGACCAGGGAACACAUUAUGCAUAGGACAAUAGAAUUAUGCUAGAUGUAUAUAGUGCUUUACACCUUUGUUGACAUUCCCUCCUAUGUGGAAGAAAUCUGUGCGGUGAUGUGAUAGAUGGAUUCAAAAUCAAUGGCUUUGAUGGAUCCCUCUGGAAGAUUGUCAACGAAGGUGUGAAGGAGAGUGUACAUAUAGCAUGAUUGUAGGACAAUAAGAGUUUCUCACUGCACGUGGUCCAAUGUAGUCUCAAGUUGACGGUGAUCUACCAUUGAUUUGAAUUUUCAGAAACCCAGUUUACUAUUCGAUUACAAUUUCUUUUUAUCACACAUUAUGUUGAGGAAAGAAAAUUAAAGGAGGUAGUUAUGUUAUUCUCAGUUCUUGAGUUCCAUUGGGAUCAAUUAUGUUUUCAGAUAGUUGAGUAGGGUUUUGAUUCCAAAGCAAAUAGAACUAGUUCACAAGUGUUUC